UGUGUCGUAUUUAUCCUGCGUGAGCUAGUCGUAGCCAAAAGGGGCAGCGUCGCAGCUGUUGUUGUCUGCGACUGCGUAGUUAGCAUACAAUAAUGUUGGCUCUACCUACUGUAGCUAGUUAGUUCUACUCAUCCAUUUUACAUUUGAGUUAUUUAGCAGACGCUCUUAUCCAGAGCGACUUACAGUAGUGAGUACAUACAUUUUCGUACUUUUUCAUCCUGCGGAAUUCCCCUAUUGUUUGCGGGCUAGCUGUUCACUUUCACUUUUCCUACCAUAUUUUUUUUCACAGUUUUGAGAAUGGCAGAGAUGCAUAUUCAGGCAAAGCUGGUAAAUCUUUUAAAACAAGAUAAGAUUCAGCUCUGGAACCCACCUUACACCACAGAAUACAACCAGGCAGGACACCAACCUCUGCAGCAGCUUGCAGUGAAUUAUGCACCCAUUGUGUGCUUCUCUGUGUCUGAAGUGGCAAGUGCCUUGGAGAGCAUCAGAUCCCAAGCAGUAAAGAGAGGAAUGGGGAAUAAGACCUAUAGAGAGACAUUUGUGGCCACGUUGGAACUCCUUCUGCCUAAAGAUGGGAAAAAGGAUGUCAAGAAGAAGAACUAUUUGGAGACUAAACUGGAUGUCAUUGCACAAGAUAUCAUGGCUAGGAUUGCUGAACAAUAUGGACUCAAAUACAUCAAGUUAAUUUUGAAUGGGAAGACACUGACUCCUGAGAAGCGUCUGGAUGAACAGGACGUGAAGAACAACAGUAAGAUUAUGGUUCUGCGGGUGAGCGAGCCUGAGAGGAAGAAACAGAUGGCGGAGGAGGAGGAGAAGAAGAAAACCCAGGACCAGAGUGUCCAGAGAACCCAGAAGGGCUUCCAGAUCCUCUCCGAGAGAGAUGGCACCGAUGACCCAGCCACGACUCCAUUCCUAGAGAUUGCUGAUCAGAAGGGGAACCCUCUGAAAAUACCUCACAGAGAGAAAAAGGCUUUGAUUCUAGCCAUGGGGUUCCACGAGAAAGGCCGCGCUCUGAUGAAGAGGAAACAGUACGACGCUGCUCUGUGCCACCUGCUGCAAGCUGACGACCAGUUUGGUACAUGUGGCUCCGUGCUCCUGAGCACGGUGGACAACUAUGCAGUACUGCAGCUGGACAUCGUGUGGUGCUACAGAGCCCUGGAGGCCCUCUCCUGCCUGGACGACGGCAAGCAGAGGCUGCAGAGAGCCGAGGACUGCUUCCUCAAGUGCUACGGAGAGCAGCAGCAGAGGCUCAUGCAGAUCAAGGGAAACACAGGACGAGAGGAGGUGCUGUUCCUCAGGCUGUACCUCCUACAGAGCUUACUGGCGUACCUGGAUGGUAACGAACACCAGGCCACACAGAAGCUAAUGCUGGUGGAGGACCUGUAUGGGCGUCUGUGUCUGGAUCCAGAGAAGAUGACAGGGCUGAUGGGUCUGGGUUUCUCUGAGCAGGAGGCCCGUCUAGGCCUGAGGGCCUGCCACGGCAACGUAGACGAGGCCGUGCUGCACAUCACCCACAGGAGACAGGAGAGGGAGGAGAUGAAACAGCAGGAGAGGGAGAGGAGGAGGAGGCGUAUGGAGGGCCUGGCCACCCUCCGAGAGCUGGGUUACUCCAAGAGAGACGCUGCCCGGGCCCUCCAACAGGCAGACGGGGACAUGGACAGAGCCUAUGGGAUUCUUCUAGAGUCCACCCAGGCUGAGUCUGCUGCUGUAACCAACCACAACACAGAGCUCCCCAUAGAUCAAUCCAAGGUUGAGCAGCUGUUAUACCUGGGCUUUGAGCCGGAGGCUGCCGAAGCUGCACUGAAGCUGACGGGGGGAGAUGUGCAAGGGGCCACCCAGCUACUGCUGGACAACCAGGGGGUCCUGCCCCCAGAGCUGCUCUCCCCCUCUCCCCCCUCCUCACUCUCCGAGGAGCCCAGCACCUCCUCUGAGUCCGCAGGUAGGACUCACAUUCACACACGCUCUGGGAGCCAAGGGGAGGACCCUAUGGACGUAGACCUGGUGAAUGAGGUGCUGGAGGACAUCCCCCGACAUGAAGAAGACUACCUGGACCUGACCCUGGAGGAGGAGAGCGAGGUCAUAGCUCAGAUGAAGUCCUACCUCCACAGGAACUGUACCCCCUCCAGCUAAAGCGCCGUCCAGGUGGUGGCCAUUUUUAAAGCACUUCCACCACGUCCUAAAACAAGGGUGUUUGAUUUUGGUCUUUUUAGACCCCAAAUUAGGUUUGUGAUUAUUGUUUUUUCCCCAUAGCGAUACAUCAACAUUUUUACAUUCUGUUUUUUGUACUAAAGUGUUAAUUGUCAUUUAAACAUGUGCAACAGAUUGGAAAUAAUUUGUAAGGAAGUGAGCUAACUGACUGGUUUAUGCUCUAGAGGGGACUGUGUUCUUCCCAUUCUCACCACUUGGAUUAUUUGAAGGUUAAUGUUUGAGAUUUCAACCCUGUUUAGAAUGUGAGGCUUAUAAUUGUACCUUGAAGGGAUUUUUGGUUGCUUGUAUACAAGAUGUUUCUCCAACUGAAAUACAUUUGUCUUCGUGCUCUGUUUUAGUAUUCGAGAUCCCUUUAAGUAAUUUAAUCAAGAAAUUAAGUUGGUUAAAUUCUGUUUUUAUUUCAUUUGUGGUUUUCAUGGAGUUUGAUUACCAAUAUGACAAUACAUGACUGGUCUUAGUGCCAUAUAGUUCAGGUUGCCUUUAGUUUCAAAGUAAUUUGCAUUUAAUUUAAGAACCUGUUAUUACAUACAAUAAAUACUCCUUUGCGAUUA
Molecule: messenger RNA, 2759 nt
Organism: Salvelinus namaycush (lake trout)
Lineage: Eukaryota; Metazoa; Chordata; Actinopteri; Salmoniformes; Salmonidae
Product: NEDD8 ultimate buster 1-like
Exons: 14
Coding region: 298-2130 (610 amino acids)
Biological process (GO): regulation of ubiquitin-dependent protein catabolic process
Molecular function (GO): protein binding
Source: RefSeq, a predicted model, not a curated record